Diaporthe amygdali is the source of this 885-nucleotide messenger RNA. RefSeq lists its product as uncharacterized. The transcript has a single exon. The coding region runs from base 1 to 885 and encodes 294 amino acids. NCBI's taxonomy places the organism in Eukaryota, Fungi, Ascomycota, Sordariomycetes, Diaporthales, Diaporthaceae. The record is from RefSeq and is a predicted model, not a curated record.
AUGGUCCGAACCAGACAGGGAACUGCUGUUCCCGCCAGAGGCAGUGUCUCGGACAAUUCCACGCCCAAGGAGCCCAAGCCGGCGAAGAAGAGAGGCGCGUCUGACCGUGAGCCCCAACAACAAGGGCGAGCAAAGAAACGCAAGAGCUCACCUGGGCCAUCACAAGAUGCCUCUGGUCCUUCGGAGACACGGGAGGCUGAGGAUCAGCAGCAUCUUCCGCGCCUGACCACCCCAGAUCUUGAAUUUGACUGGGACAGGAGUAAACUCAAGGACCCGCGUCAGACUCCUGGGCGGGAGAGGCGUCCACGGUAUGACACUUAUGACAUACCUGCAGAGUUGGCUGCACGUCGCCCGCCAUCUCCGGAGAAACCCAAGGGGCGCUUGAAUGCCAUACAGAAAGACAAACUAUUUGAUGAAAAGACCCGCAGAGAUCCGGCCGAGAGCUUCCAUGACCUUUACAAGUGUCGUGAUAAGGGACCUAAUGGCUCCCCGACCUAUGACUCUGCUGGGUUCCGACUGGAUUAUGAAAAGGUCAUGAACUGGUUCAAACCCGUCCGGUACAACAAGAGCCGGAUGAUAAAUGGCAUGGACAGAGCCGUUGCCAGGGGCCAGUCCUUGAAUGACCAUAUGAUGCAGGCUUUUUUCGAGGAGGACCUGGUGACAGUCAAGGAGAUAUCCAAAGAGAAUGUAUUUGUUCUGGAUCUGGUGAAGGACAGUAUCUCCAAAGAUCUCGGGACCCCCCUUCACAAAAUUGACCACGCGGAGAUCGAUAUGUGGGAAGAGAAGGGCUACAAGAAACACAAGGUGGAGGAUUGGGUGACCUACUCGGACGAAGAUAAAAAGAGGUCCAUGAAAAUGCUCUCGGGAGCUAGCUUGCGAGCAUAG